Molecule: messenger RNA, 1694 nt
Organism: Anopheles aquasalis
Lineage: Eukaryota; Metazoa; Arthropoda; Insecta; Diptera; Culicidae
Product: carbonic anhydrase 2
Cellular component (GO): cytoplasm
Molecular function (GO): carbonate dehydratase activity; zinc ion binding
Source: RefSeq, a predicted model, not a curated record
UAACGGCAUAAUCGGGGGUCGUCCCGAUCUGGGAAUAUUGGAGGCAGUAGAACCUGAUCCACCACUCCAUCAUAGGCCCAUCCAUCUGGCAACGCACGGCCGCAUUCGCAUUUAAGAGCCGAUCGCUGGGCAAGUGCAGGUCAAUCGUACGUUAGCCUCCAGUCCGUAGAGAAGUGCUCUAACGGGGCAGCAGCAGCAGCCGCUACAGCACCACCACAAUCCUACUACAGCGGAGAAGCCCGGGCGUAAAUAUACAAUCAUCCGCCAGACGGGAAGGUGCCACAGACGGGCUCGUACGCAAGGUGACGACACCGUUAUCAACGUGUUUCCUACAUUCUCGUCCCAGCCAGUGACCGGCGUGGAGUAGACAAGGCGUGUAAAUCCAACGUAAACACCAACAAACGGAGAGAUGCAGUUGUUCAAAUGGCCCGGCCAGCUAGUGCUGUUCAACAUUCUCAUGUUCAUGUCUUGGCGCUCAUGUAGAGGGCUAAAUGUUCCCGAUUAUAGCUCACGCUAUCAACGAGAUCCCAAGGCAGUGAUUAGCACGAACGAUGCCGGCCGUAAUCCGGACUUUUACUUUCCGGCCGAUCCCGAAGCUGAUCUGGCCGAAUCAGCUCCCGAAGAGUCUCCUCUGUUGCGUCAGAAAUAUCGUCCUGCUACAUCUACGCCGUCACCCAGGCCGUCGGCUGCCGCCGCGUUCUCGUACAAUCCCAAAGAUAAGAAUGGGCCUUCGAAUUGGAACCGAAUCGAUGCGCGCUGUGGCGGACGCUAUCAGAGUCCGAUACUGCUGAACACGAGUAGCGCUCUCGUGGUCAACAGGAAGCGUCCACUCCGACUCGCCGGGAUUACCAACUUGCCGGACUCGAUCCGUCUGCAGAACGACGGUCAUUCGGCCAAGUUCACGUACAAUUGGCGUAAUGUUGAGCGCCCGGUGCUGAGCGGUGGUCCACUGAAAACGAAGUACGUGUUCGAACAGUUUCACUUCCACUGGGGAUCGAAUAGCUCUGUCGGUUCCGAGCACGUGCUCGAUCAGCAACGCUAUCCGUUGGAGAUUCAUCUGGUGUUCUAUAAUGGACUCUACGGUUCGUUCCAAGAGGCCAGCAACCAGGUGGACGGUAUCGCCGUGGUAGGAUUGUUCUACGAGAUCUACAAACACUCAGCGAACGAGCAGCUCAACACGUGGACCUUCUUCCUGUACAACGUCGUCCAGCCAAAUAGCGAGUACACGAUCUCGUUCAUCGACACCUUUCCGCUGUACGAAGUGAUAGGCGACAUUGAAUGGCCAUACUUUUCGUACGAAGGUAGUCUUACCACACCGCCCUGUCUGGAGACGGUUACGUGGAUCGUCGCGACCAAGCCAUUGCUGGUGACCGAGAAGGAGAUGAAUCAGUUCCGGAGGUUGCGUUCCGCUACCGGACUGAUGGUGAACAACUAUCGACCUGUGCAGAAGCUAAACAACCGCCGUGUGUUCUUGUACUAACUCCUCAAGACUAAGAUAGCCAAUAUUGUAAAUGGGGGGUAAUAUGACCAGCCUUAGAACCGUUCUACUGUUAGCAACCAUACCAAAGGAAAACCAUUGGUAGUAUAAAGGAUGUUUACCUUUACCACCAACAACUGAAAGCGAUGAUCAAAGUACUAUAAUAAAAUAUAAUUAAGUGAAUAAAUCUACCCUUGCAUAGGGAAAUUGCAGUAAA